CUUUCGUCGUUUGAUUCCAAUACUAUGCCAGUUGAGCGAAACCGCGUCGUUGUGCGCGUCCCUGCGACGACAGCCAACAUGGGUCCCGGCUUUGACUGCAUCGGCAUGGCGCUCGGCAUCUUCAACGAGCUGAUUGUCGAGCGAAGCGACGCCUUUGCAAUGGAGAUUAUCGGCGAAGGGCAGGCCGAACUGCCGCGAGACGCCUCAAACCUGGUUGUCGUUGGCGUUGAGGCCGCGUUCCGGAUUGCUGGCAAGACGACCCCGACCUUGUCGUAUGUGCUCAAAAAUGCCAUCCCGUUCGCUCGCGGUCUCGGCAGCUCGUCUGCGGCGAUCGUUGCAGGGCUGCUAGCGGGACUGACGUUGGCAGGGCACGAGCUCUCGGUGCAGCAGGACGAAGAACUGUUGAACAUUGCCGCGGAUCUCGAAGGACACCCAGACAACGUGGCCCCGUGCAUUUAUGGCGGCUUGCAAAUUGGCGUUCAUACUGGACGACGAUGGAUGAGCACGCGUGUGAGUGUGCCGCACGGUCUGCAGGCGGUGCUGUUUGUUCCCGACACGCCAAUGGAAACUGCAACGGCUCGCGCAGUUCUCCUUCCCACAAUUCAGCGAUCCGAGGCAGUGUUCAAUAUCGGCCGGGCGGCCAUGCUCGUGCACGCAUUCAACACUGGUCGUCUCGACAAGCUGCAAGAGGCUACUCGCGAUGCGCUGCACCAGCCUCAGCGCAGUGGAAUUAUGCCCGUGCUCUUCCCCGUCAUUGAUGCUGCGAUUGCGGCAGGCGCGCAUGGAGCAUUCCUCUCGGGCGCUGGCUCGACCAUUUUGGCACUCACGAGCGGCCGUCGCGGCGACGUCUAUGUGCAACGGAGCGAUGAGCGCAAAGAGAAGGAGGUCAGCGACGCCAUGCUUGCUGCCGCGCGCGCACACAACAUGCCCGGCAAGAUUUACGUGACCCACCCAGUCGAGUUGGGCGCACACGUCGUCUCGGUCGAGCCCGCGGAUGCCUCCAAUUCGCAAUCGGUUUAGUCGUGCAGAGCAGAAGCGGGAUGCCCCUGUGCUUCUUUGUGUUGAAUCAAACGCAUUCAGAAACUGUUCUCUUUGUGUUUUGUUUGUGGUUUGUCUUUUUUUCCAUUUACUGAUGGUGGCAGCAGAGCCACUCAUUUGACAACAACAAAUGUAGAGUACAUCAACAAUACAGUUCAG
Capsaspora owczarzaki ATCC 30864 is the source of this 1197-nucleotide messenger RNA. RefSeq names its product homoserine kinase. Gene Ontology annotation, molecular function: ATP binding; homoserine kinase activity. Lineage: Eukaryota; Filasterea; Ministeriida; Capsasporidae. Gene Ontology annotation, biological process: L-threonine metabolic process. The record is from RefSeq and is a predicted model, not a curated record. Bases 25 to 1020 code for a protein of 331 amino acids. The transcript has 8 exons.